Messenger RNA from Didymodactylos carnosus, 861 nucleotides. Lineage: Eukaryota; Metazoa; Rotifera; Eurotatoria; Philodinida; Philodinidae. The record is from the annotation of a GenBank genome assembly.
AUGGCAACAAUCGUCACUAAUCAUACAGUGCCGGCCACAUCACAUCGACAAUAUAUUGAACGUGAAAAAUCCACAAUAGAUGAAAUACGAGAAAUUGUACGUGAACAAUCGUUUAUAACAACAGCUACACCGAUAACGGCUACUACGACACCUGAACUUGGCGAUGUGCCAGUCAAAAAAUAUCCUCCACUUCCUGAUAUUCUAGCGACAGAUGGUACAUUCUAUCGUACAGAAUCAAGUUUAUUACCGUCAGAGAAUGAUACUACUCUUUCCACCAAACAUCACCAUCAUCCACGAAAAAUCAUAACAAAACAAAUGUUUUAUCAUUUUGCUACACCACCAAAAUCUCAUACAACAACCAACAAUCAUCAUCAUCGUCGUAGUUUAAAUAUCGCUACUCAACAACAGCAGCAUCGUUUACCUGCUUUACAUUCGAAUCAUCAUCAAAAAAAAACAUUAGUAAAUAUCAUGGAUCUUAAUGAAGAUUUACCAUUUGUUUUUCCCACAAGUCCAAAUAAUAUCAUUCAACGUUCAACUUAUACAUCGCCAGGUGAACGAGUUAUAUCACCUAUUAAACGUCCAUCUGCUCCAUCUCCACCCACAAGUGCACAAAUAAAACGUACAACAACAAAUGGUUUUUGUACACCAGCACAAAAAAAUCAUCAUAGUGAUGAAGAAAUAUCAAAAUUAAGUUUAGAUGAAGAUGAAGAUGAUAUUAAUGAGGAUGAUGAUAAUCAAAUGUUUGAUAUAGGAGAAAAGGCAUACUAUAAACGAAAUCAUGCACAUAAUGAACGCAAAGCCCCAUUUCUAGAUGAUACUCAUCCAUUAGAUAAUGAUUUAUAUCCAACAUUUUUAUCAUAA